Molecule: messenger RNA, 744 nt
Organism: Coniophora puteana RWD-64-598 SS2
Lineage: Eukaryota; Fungi; Basidiomycota; Agaricomycetes; Boletales; Coniophoraceae
Exons: 4
Coding region: 1-744 (247 amino acids)
Source: RefSeq, a predicted model, not a curated record
AUGGCCCAUCAAGGUAACAAACUGGAGCUAUUCGCCCACACCACAGAGCCUGUCGCCCGGGAAGCGCCCGUUAUCCCGCUGCCUCCCCCACAUGCCUCGUCUUCAUUGAGGCCCAUUCUCGUCAACGACGUCCUCUACUGUCGCAUCGAUCCAUCUUAUGGCUACACCCAUGCUCUCAGGUUUACUCCUGCGUCUCUUGCUACCAUGCAUAUAGUCAUAGAGUUGGCGCCUCCUACCGCAGGAUCUGGCUCUCAGACAUCGCGCGAUCUCCCUCGUCAAACCCCAGCAUCUGAGCGCCCGCGACGCUCAUCCAAUGACCUGGGAUACGAUCUCCCAGUCAGCGACUUUGAUGGUCGCGAAGAGCUCGAGAUUACGGCUGCUGUGGCACUUCCUGUAGCCGUCCGUCCCCUUCUCAGUGACGCGAACACAUCCCGCACGACCUCAGAGGUUCCUCUUGGCUUCGACAUCACCCCACUUUCGGGUUCGAUGGAUUUACCCAAGGCCCAGCAUAUCAUGUACAAGCGGUAUCCACCCGGAGCGCAGCGUCAGCAGCCAGAUAGUUCUGGCGGUACGGCUGCUAGAGUGGCAGAUCAGGCAUUGGGGACGCGUUCAGGCAUACAGUCUACCAGCCCGCCGCCUUCCCAUUCCAUCCGUCACCGCAAGGAGAAGGUAAACGUUCGCUCAGAAUACCUGCGCAGAUCAAAGAGGAUCGCAAAUCGAUCCUGCGGCCGUCUCAGGGUAUGA